Molecule: messenger RNA, 667 nt
Organism: Thermothielavioides terrestris NRRL 8126
Lineage: Eukaryota; Fungi; Ascomycota; Sordariomycetes; Sordariales; Chaetomiaceae
Exons: 2
Source: RefSeq, a predicted model, not a curated record
GGCAUCGAAGCCAAGGCCGAAUCAACCACGUCUUUUCGCUGAAUCAAUAAGCUGGCCACAGCUUUCGGCAUCUGUUGCCUGGGCCAUUCCUUAUCUCAGCCCGAUAACUCUCUAAUCUUGAAACAAGAGGGCGCAUCUUGAACCUGGCCCAGCGCCGUUCGCCGCUCAAUCCAAGUAACCUCAACACUGGCUGACACGCCCGCCCGACGGCACCAAGCAAACACCAUGGCCGAAGGCAAGAUCAACGUUCUUAUCACAAGCUUCGCCGGCGCAGGUCUCCCGCCAACACUAUCUCUCGCGCUCCCCCCAACUACACCAAUCUCCACUCUCCUCGACGAGCUAGACAGCCGGCUCCCAGAACCAUGCUCCUUAUCGUCGAGCCGCCUCCUCCUCUCAACGCUCUCCAGCCGGCCCAUACCCCUCGACUCGCCGCUCCCCAUCUCCCACUUCCUCCCAACGCCCAGCACCACGCCGGACGAGGACGACGGCAACACCUUCCGGCAUGACUUCCUUUCGCUGCGCCUGUCGGCCGCGCUGUGCGGCGGCAAGGGCGGCUUCGGCUCGCAGCUGCGGGCGGCAGGCGGGCGCAUGUCGAAGCGCAAGAAGGGCAGCGGCAACGCGGCGUCGCGCAACCUGGACGGGCGGCGGCUGCGCACGGUGACCGAGG